AUGAUUACUUUUCGCGAUCCCGCUCCCUCAGACGAUGGAAAUCCAGCCGACGGUGCACAGACCACGGAUGGAGGGCUCAUGCCGGAAUAUCGCCCGGCUCUGUUGCAGAACAAGACACCAGCGAUUCCGAUUCCGAAGGUCGGGUUCGUGCCGCUGCCGCAUCAGGAGCCGGACGCCAUGCCACCGACACUUGUUCUUCGACGGCUCCUCACCCUCCACUCUGCCGUGCUCAAGACGGUGCUCGCGGAUCCUUCUUCACCGACACCGGAAGGCGUUACUCUCGGGACCGCGAGAGUUGAUGGCGAGAAGUUCCUUUGCCUUUGGGGGGAAGAAAGACACGAGACGGCGACGGAAGAGCUCCUGGCCUAUGUUCGUCUCGGACACAAAUACAAGAUAGAAGGCUUGCGCGAGCAGAGCUUGAAGGCGCUCAGUGAUCGCCUGCAUCCAACCUUUUCGGGCAAUCUGGGAUAUAGUUUUGACCGCCGCUCUGACAUGGAUCCAGUUCUUGCGCUGCCGUCGUCAACGUCGCGAUCUACACCAAAUCCCCACACCUUCUCCCAUAUGCACUGCUUCUCUGCUCCACCUCCGUCGCUCCACGUUCCACACAUUCCAGCCAUGCAUGUCUACAGCGACGGAGAACACGAGGCUAUGGACAAGGACGCCGAAUGGCUCUGCGCCAACGCGACUCAUCAGCUCGUGCUCACCACCAUCGCGGCUGCAAACUCGGUUUUACUCCCCCCGCUCGACUCGUGCGCACAAAACCAUGGACGGUCUCGCUCGCACCCUUCUCCCGGCUCUCGCGGGGACCACGUCGCCGCUGGACCCCUGAUGUGGACGUUUCUGGAGCACGAGGCCGUGAAGUCGGCCGAAGAUAAGCUGUGCCCUGCUUGUUGGAAGGAGAUCGAGUGCCGCGUCGGGCGGCAGCGCCGGGUGGUGUGGAACAAAUUACCCUCUCUGUUCGGUGUUGGUGAAAUUCCGGACUGGGAUGUGCAAGAAACCAACCGGGGAGCAGCGAUGCACGAGGCCGGGACGGCACUGUCGGAACCACCCGUCCUCGUGUGCGGAGAAGCUAUCCGGUCGGCGGGGUGCAAUGAUAUGAGGCUUGUUAUCACCAUGGAGUGCCUCGAGAUUAGGACGUACCGCCUGAGAGUCGCCGACGUCAUGCUACUGCAGCAACAGCCUCCUGGCCAGGCAGCACUGAAGUGUCAAAAGCGAUGA
Molecule: messenger RNA, 1218 nt
Organism: Epithele typhae
Lineage: Eukaryota; Fungi; Basidiomycota; Agaricomycetes; Polyporales; Epitheliaceae
Exons: 6
Coding region: 1-1218 (405 amino acids)
Source: RefSeq, a predicted model, not a curated record